Plenodomus lingam JN3 is the source of this 141-nucleotide messenger RNA. The record is from RefSeq and is a predicted model, not a curated record. NCBI's taxonomy places the organism in Eukaryota, Fungi, Ascomycota, Dothideomycetes, Pleosporales, Leptosphaeriaceae.
AUGACCUGGCUAGGACCUUCCCGAAUGCCAUACCAGCCUAUUUGGGCGGGCAUCGCGACAGAUCAGGCAUUUAUUGGCUACGGUGAAGUGGAUCUGGAUGCCAUGCUCACGUGGAAGGAUCCGUUGCGGUAUAGGAGCUGA